UAUGACCAUUCUUUCCUUGCUUGAGCAGUGACAACCAAGAGAAUCAUAUUUUUACAGGACUCAAUUAUCCCCACUAACCCUGAGAACGAUGAAUAACCUCUGGAAAACACUGAUCCUCCUGAUCGCCUUCGUCGCUGCAAGUGCUUCAGCACAUUGCUUGACCUGCCGUACCUGUCCAGUCAGCAUCCUGGGGAACUGCCUGCUUCCAACUGACACGGAAUGUGCCAGCCACACACAGACCUGCUUCUUUGGAGAAGCAAGAUUCAAUGCCCCUGGUGGGGCGACCCUGAACUUUCGCGGCUGCAUAGAGCCUAGCGCGUGUAACCAGACGCUGACUGCCAGCGUCUUUGGGGCCGUCUACACCAGUACUACCCGGUGCUGCGGGUCGAACCUGUGCAACAGCGCCACCACUAUGCAGCUGCCUCUGACUGUGGCCGUCUUCACUGCUGUCCUGUCUUCACUCUGGAGCCUCUGAGUUGUCGUCCUGUAUGAUCUCUUUCACUGCCCAAAGCUGAUUCUUGCUUGAUUGUUUGAUAUGAUCUAUCUCAUCACUGAGAUCAAAUGAAAAUAAAAUAUAUUUUAUUCUAAAUUCGUCCAAAUAAAACAGUGGGGACCUGGGA
Cololabis saira (Pacific saury) is the source of this 620-nucleotide messenger RNA. Its product is annotated as protein Bouncer-like. The transcript has 3 exons. The record is from RefSeq and is a predicted model, not a curated record. Lineage: Eukaryota; Metazoa; Chordata; Actinopteri; Beloniformes; Belonidae. The coding region runs from base 89 to 475 and encodes 128 amino acids.